Molecule: messenger RNA, 100 nt
Organism: Rubroshorea leprosula
Lineage: Eukaryota; Viridiplantae; Streptophyta; Magnoliopsida; Malvales; Dipterocarpaceae
Source: the annotation of a GenBank genome assembly
CACAAAAUUUCCGGAAUGGUCAAGAGAUGUAGGGCUGGAGAUACGCGUCGCCAAUGAAGCAGGUUUUUGAGUUAAAAUGGCUGCGGAGUCCACAUCAAAG